AUGUUCACGGCAGAUGCCAAGCCUGUACCUGUAGUGGAAAGGAAAUCAGAGAGCGACGAAGAAUCGUCCACAAGUGAAAGUGAAGAGGAAUCCGAAUCUGGCGAGCGACAAAGUGGAUCGGAAUCUUCUACUUUUACAAUUUCAUCCGAAGGAAGCGGGAAUGAAGCUGAGCCGCAGCCAGAGGAACCCCUUUUGAGAAGGCGUACGACUCGACAAGCAGCUGUAGAAGCACAACCAAGCACAACCGCCGAUCCCGAUCAGUAUCAAGGAGACAAUCCCUGGGAAAAGGAGUAUCCAAUCCGUGACAAAGAAGCCCUCAGUAUGAUGACUGGUGCUAAAUACAGUACCGUCCAAGUCACCUCCUUGGCACAUAUGGCUAAUGAGCACGUACUUUUCGCUCCCAGCCCGCGCCAG
This is a messenger RNA of Cooperia oncophora, 414 nucleotides long. Lineage: Eukaryota; Metazoa; Nematoda; Chromadorea; Rhabditida; Trichostrongylidae. The record is from the annotation of a GenBank genome assembly.